GCUGGCUGACGGGAUUGGUUAGCACGUGAUGUGGGGCUCGCGCGCUCUUGCCAAGCCUGCCUGCGCCGCCGCAUCUCAUUGAAUGUGCCUCCAGCGGGCAGCUUGCAUCGCCCAUCCAGCUAUCCGAACCCGCCACAUCGCCGCCCAUCGCACGCGACACACGCUCCGUCCCCGCAACACACUUCACGUAGAAUCGCCGACACAUCCUCCGCCAUCCUCCACCAUCCUCCCCAUCCUCCCCAUCCUCCCCAUCCUCCACCAUCCUCCACCAUCCUCCACGUCAGCAUGGCUGUCGCAGAUACCGGCAGGCGGAUAGAAGAGGCGCAGCAGCUGGCCAAGACGGAGCCCGCAAAGGCCGAGAAGAUGUACCAGGAAGUGCUCUCACUGGAUCCCGGCAGCAACGAGCAGGCCAUCAAGCACUACGAGACCGCGCUGGUGUCGCUCGGAGAGCUGUAUCGGGACCAGAAGAAGGUGGAUGCUCUUGCGGAGCUGGUCAGGCAGGCGCGGUCGGUGCUCUCAUCGUUUGCUAAGGCGAAGACGUCAAAGCUGGUCCGACAGCUUCUCGACCUCUUUACCACCAUCCCCAACACCACCGACACCCAGAUCUCCGUCACAAAGUCAUGCAUAGAGUGGGCUGUAUCCGAGCGGAGAGGCUUCCUGCGCCAGAACCUCGAGACCCGCCUCGUCUCGCUGUACAUGGCCAAGCAGUCGUACUACGAGGCCCUGACACUCAUCAACAGCCUGCUCAAGGAGCUGAAACGUCUGGAUGACAAGCUGGUACUGGUCGAGGUGCAGCUGCUGGAAUCGCGAGUCUACCACGCGCUCGGCAACAUCCCCAAGGGUCGCGCUGCCCUCACAUCCGCACGAACGUCGGCCGCUUCCGUGUACACCCCACCUCUGCUGCAGGCAGGCUUGGACAUGCAGAGUGGUAUGCUGCACGCAGAGGAUGGCGACUUCAACACCUCCUUCUCAUACUUCAUCGAGGCUAUGGAGGGCUACCAUUCGCAGGACGAGGAGCAAAAGGCCACAUCCGCGCUCCAGUACAUGUUGCUCUGCAAGAUCAUGCUGAACUUGGGCGACGACGUCAACACACUCAUGGCCUCGAAGCACGCUGUCAAGUACGCAGGAAAGCGCCUGGACGCCAUGAAGGCCGUGGCGCGAGCACACACAAACCGCAGUUUGGAAGAGUACGAGAGCGCGUUGACCGAGUACCGACAGGAGCUGGGUAGCGACCGCUUCAUCACGAGCCAUCUUCGACGCCUCUACGACAACAUGCUGGAGCAGAAUCUGAUCAAGGUCAUCGAGCCCUACAGCAGAGUCGAGAUCGACCACGUCGCCAAGAUGGUCGGUCUUGACACCGUACAGGUCGAGCGCAAGCUCUCGCAGAUGAUCCUCGACAAGGUCAUCAUCGGAGUGCUGGACCAGGGCGCUGGCUGCCUGAUCGUGUACGACGAGUCGGAACGCGACAAGGGGUACGAUGCGGCGCUGAGCACAAUCGAGAAGCUGAACAGUGUCGUCGAAGUCCUGUACACAAACCAGGCAUCGAUGCUGGAGUAAAAGCAGACAUGCCUGGAGGAGAAAAAGAGGAAGACACAGGCGCCGUCCAUUGGCCAGCCUGGAGCUAUGUACUAUAGAGGCAUAGACGGCUGACUUGAGCGCAGCCAGCAUAAUGAGCAUCAUGACAGAAUGGUAGCCAAAUGAUAAAGCAUGAACCAAUCAUCGACCGCUUCACCAGCCGUGCACGCUAA
This is a messenger RNA of Macroventuria anomochaeta, 1748 nucleotides long. RefSeq names its product PCI-domain-containing protein. Gene Ontology annotation, molecular function: structural molecule activity; protein binding. Lineage: Eukaryota; Fungi; Ascomycota; Dothideomycetes; Pleosporales; Didymellaceae. Gene Ontology annotation, biological process: ubiquitin-dependent protein catabolic process. Bases 286 to 1557 code for a protein of 423 amino acids. Gene Ontology annotation, cellular component: proteasome regulatory particle, lid subcomplex. The transcript is spliced from 2 exons. The record is from RefSeq and is a predicted model, not a curated record.